UGCAUUGUGCAGCUGUCAUUUUACGUUUGACAUUUCGAAAUGGCGGUCAAUGUUUCGUCACAAUAAACAAUAAUUUUGGAAGUUUUCUUAAAAUAAAAUUGGUUAAAAUGCAUAUAAAACAGGUAAUUAUACAAGGAUUUAAGAGUUACAGAGAGCAGAUAGUCGUGGAACCAUUUGAUAAAAGGCAUAAUGUUGUGGUCGGACGCAACGGGUCCGGUAAAAGUAACUUUUUCCACGCUAUACAAUUCGUGCUAAGUGAUGAGUUCUCACACUUGAGGCCAGAACAGCGCCUGGCCUUGCUUCAUGAAGGGACGGGCCCUAGGGUCAUAUCUGCAUUCGUGGAGAUUAUUUUUGACAAUUCUGACAAUAGGAUUCCUAUUGAAAAAGAUGAGAUAUUCUUGCGACGUGUCAUUGGAUCCAAGAAGGACCAGUUCUUCCUCAAUAAGAAAGUGGUGCCUCGGUCUGAAGUGCUGAAUUUGCUUGAGAGUGCUGGAUUGUCAAAUUCCAAUCCAUAUUACAUUGUCAAACAAGGAAAGAUCAAUCAAAUGGCGGUAGCGCCAGACUCGCAGAGAUUGAAGCUGCUCAGAGAGGUAGCUGGCACGCGCGUCUACGAUGAGAGAAGGGAGGAGUCAGUUACCAUACUGAAAGAAACUGUCGGAAAGGUUGAAAAAAUCAACGAGUUCCUGCAAACAAUAGAAGAGCGUCUGAAGACCUUGGAAGAAGAAAAGGAGGAACUGAAGGAAUACCAGAAAUGGGACCGCGCGCGACGCGUCCUGGAGUUCAUCAUACACGACACCGAACACAAGGAGAACAAACGGAAACUAGAGGAGUUGGAAAAACUUCGCUCGAACAGUGGUAAAGAGCAACAACAUUAUGCUGACUUGGUGAGAGAGGCCCAGGACCAUGUCAGAGAAGCAAACAGGAAGUUAAAAGAAGCACGUAAGGACGUGGCGGCGGCUCGAGAAGAAAAGGACAUUCUGUCGACGGAACAACAGCAGUUGCUUCGCGAGAAGACCAAAUUGGAACUCGCCAUCAAAGACUUAACAGAUGAUGUCGACGGCGACAAUAAAUCUAAGGAAAGAGCAGAAGCCGAGCUGGAGCGGCUUCGUCAACAAAUAUCGGAAAAGGAGCGAGAGUUGGAAGAACUGAAGCCCAAAUAUGAGGAGAUGAAAGCUCGCGAGGAGGAGUGCACGCGAGCUUUGGCGUUGAACCAGCAGAAACGGCAGGAGUUGUACGCGAAGCAGGGCAGAGGCACCCAGUUUACAAGCAAACAGGACAGAGACCGCUGGAUUGAGAAGGAGUUGAAGUCCCUAAACAAACAAAUAAAAGACAAAAAGGACCAUGAGAACAAACUGCGCGAGGAUCUCCGACGCGACGCGACCAAACUCACCGAGUUGGAGAAGAGAAUAGAGGAGACUACGAAAGAGAUGGAGAGGCAGAGAGUCGCCAUCGACGAGCAUAACAAACAGUAUUACGAGUGUAAGAAAAGGAAGGAUCAGGAGCAGAGUGCUAGAAAUGAACUAUGGCGUAAAGAAACAACGUUGACACAAAAUCUGUCAUCACUGAAGGAAGACUUGGCGAAAGCGGACCAAGCACUACGCUCAAUGGCGGGAAAGCCCAUACUGAACGGGCGCGACAGUGUGCGCAAAGUACUAGAGACAUUCCAAGAACGGGGUGGCGAGUGGGCCAAGAUCGCCACGCAGUACUACGGACCAGUUAUAGAGAACUUUACGUGUGACAAGACCAUAUACACCGCUGUUGAGGUGACGGCAGGUAACAGGCUCUUCCAUCACAUAGUGGAGUCAGACACGGUCGGCACCAAGAUCCUGAAGGAGAUGAACAGGCAGAGCCUGCCCGGAGAGGUGACGUUCAUGCCGCUCAACAGGCUGCAAGUGCGCGACAUGGUCUAUCCCAAUGAUAAUAACGCAAUAGCUAUGGUGCAGAAAUUAAAAUACGAUCCGAAAUAUGCCAAAGCUAUGAAGUACAUAUUCGGGAAGACGCUCAUCUGCAGGAACCUGGAGUGUGCCACCGAACUCGGGAAACAGUUCCACCUCGACUGUGUCACUCUUGAAGGAGAUCAGGUGUCAUCAAAAGGCUCGCUAACAGGAGGUUACUUCAACCAAUCUCGCUCUCGUCUCGAGAUGCAAAAGACCCGCUCCGAGCUGAUGGAACAAAUCACAACACUGGACCAAGAGCUGAACACGCUGAGACAAGAGUUGAACAAAACUGAGACCAGUAUCAACACCAUAGUGUCUGAAAUGCAACGGACUGAGACCAAACAGGGGAAGGCUAAGGACAUAUUCGACAAGGUGAAGGCGGAUAUCCGGCUGAUGAAAGAGGAGUUGGGUUCGAUAGAACGGUUCCGCGGGCCCAAGGAGAGGUCCCUGGCGCAGUGCCGCUCCAGUCUGGAAGCCAUGCAGGCCACCAAGGAGGGACUCGAGUCUGAACUGCAUCAGGAACUUAUGGAGCAGCUGUCGACGGCGGACCAAGGUAAAGUGGACGAGUUGAAUGACGCAAUCCGCCGCCUCACGCAGGAGAACAAGGAAGCCUUCAGCGCCAGGAUGAACCUCGAGGCCACCAAGAACAAACUCGAAAACUUAUUAACUAAUAACUUGAUAAGACGUAAAGAUGAGCUAGUACAGGCACUACAAGAGAUCUCAGUGGAGGACAGGAAGAGACGCCUCGCCAACAGCAAGGCGGACCUCUCCGCCACGGAGAAGAGAAUCAAACAGAUCAACAAAGAGUUAGAGGAAGUCGAGAGGAAGGUGCAGGCCGCUGUGAAAAACGAGAAGGCUUUGAAACUGGAGCUCGAUAAGUGGAGGAAUAAGGAAAAAGAAGCGCAAGACAAGAUGGAGGAAGAUGCCAAGGGUCUAGAAAAGAUGGCGUCGAAGGAAGUACUUCUGCAGGAGAAGAUCCAGGAGUCGCUGGACAAGAUAGCAGCCCUCGGGACUCUCCCGAACGCGCCGGAGCUACACGCCAAGUACCAGAAGAUGUCAUUGAAGCAGUUAUUUAAAGAGCUAGAAAAAGCUAAUCAACAUCUCAAGAAAUACAAUCAUGUUAACAAGAAAGCUUUGGACCAGUUCAUCAGUUUCUCAGAACAAAAAGAGAAAUUAUACAAACGGAAAGAAGAACUAGACAUUGGUGGCGAAAAGAUCCGCGAGUUGAUUGAAACGUUAGAACACAGAAAACUCGAGGCUAUCCAGUUUACCUUUAAACAAGUAAGCAAGAAUUUCACGGAGGUGUUCAAGAAACUGGUGCCGCACGGACGAGGCAGCCUUAUCAUGAGGGUCGGCCCUGAUGAUGGAUCCGAGAUUAAUCCUGAGCGCGCGAACGCGGACCAGUUCACGGGCGUGGGCAUCAAGGUGUCGUUCACGGGCGGCGAGGGGGACAUGCGCGAGAUGAACCAGCUGUCGGGCGGACAGAAGUCGCUGGUGGCGCUGGCGCUCAUCUUCGCCAUACAGAAGUGCGACCCCGCCCCGUUCUACCUCUUCGACGAGAUCGACCAGGCUCUCGACGCCCAACACAGAAAGGCCAUCGCCAACAUGAUACACGAGCUAUCCACGUCCGCCCAGUUCAUCACAACCACCUUCAGGCCGGAGCUGCUGGAGCAUGCGCACAAGUUCUACGGCGUGAAGUUCCGCAACAAAGUGUCGCACGUGGAGUGCGUGUCGCAGGAGGAGGCGAGGGACUUCGUCGAGGACAGCGCCACGCAUGCGUAAUGCACUGCGGUAUAUGUAACGCUACGGCCGAACUGAAUCAACUCAUUGCUAUCAUCCCAUCAAACCCAAAAAUUAACAAAGGCGUCCUAUUGGAAUGACAAAUGAAAUACAACACGAACGUGUUGUUUGAUUGUGAUUGGUCGAGAGGCCGACGCGCGAUUCACGUGAUGGCCUCUCGACCAAUUACAAUGAAAUGAUAUGGAAUCUCGUGUCGUGUUCGUUAUACAUUCUACGAGGGCAGAAUAGUUUGUUUUUUGUGUUUACAGAUUUUGAUUUAUUUGUUUUGUUGUUGGUAUGGAUUCGGUGAGUGAUUUGACUCGUUCAUUGAUUUCAAAAGUAAAAACUUGCUGAUCACAUUAGAGAAAAUAUCGACCAGUGUUGAACGCUGGAUGUUAUAUUUCAUGGAAAAAAAUAUCAGUUGACUUAUAGACAUAAUAGGUCACGUGACUACAUAAGCGCUACUGAUCCCAUCUAAUUAUUAUUUCUGAAUAAAAUUAAAAUUAUUUUUUUCGUACCCGUGAUGAUUUCUUAGAAUUCCUUUUUGUAUUCAAGAUAUGCGAUAAUUUAAUAGUUUAAAGAAAGAACGUUAAACAACAAAAACUUUUCGCAUCAUAUAAAAAACGAGGCCUUGUUCAAAAUACAAUCGGCACUUAGUCAAUUGUAAAAGAAAUUUUUAGUAGUAAAUUAGAUAUUGUAUCUAAAAUUAAGCUACUUUAACAAAUAGUUAUAUCCUCUUGUAAGUUCUGUAAGGUGGAACACCAAAAGAUUGACCUUAGGUGGUGCUUACACUAGCGAAUUUCCCGUGAAAAUUUCGUUCUCGUUUUGUCGAAUUUAUUCAAACAUUUUCAAUGUCAUUAAAGUUUUGAAUUCUUAUUUAUAGUUAUUCUUAUUUAGGGAUGUAACUUUUAUGUUAUUUUUUUUUUUUUAUUAAAGCCACUUGAAUAAUUCUUGAACUUGAAUAAUUCGAUUACAAAUGUCUUACUUCAGGAUCUACGGGCUGUGCCAAUAAUAAUACCUUGUGGUUGCUAUGAUUCUACAUACUCUACAUUCUAAAAAAUUACAUGGAUCGUUGAGGUAUUACUAAUAUUUUAAAAGCGCAACUUUGUCAAUAUUUUGUUGGAUGUUAAUGUAAACGUAGAAAUAGCUGAACAGAUUUUGACAAAAUUCAGCCAAAUCCAAAAUCCCUCGAUUAACUAAUGAGCUACUGUUUAUCCUGGAACUUAGCUCUCUUGGAAAAUAAUGAAUUUUAUAAUGAUUUUUUAAUAGAUGACUUUAAGGGGCCGACGUCGUAUAGGUAGCGCUAUAAGUCACUACAGUUUUUUAGGGACUUUUGUAAUAGGAAAGGCUUUUCAGGCGAGAAACUCGCUAGUGUAGUUGUGCCCUUAAGUUAACUAGUACAACUGAUUUGGACAUUUUAGAAAUUUUAUAUUUGUUUUUAAUGGACUUAGAUUUGUUAAGCUAGAUUUAUAUUUUAGAUAACCUUAAGUAAUUUGUAAGUUGCAAAAUAAAAGGAAACAUUGUGCAAAUUUUUCAAAAUUUUAUAAAUGAAAUUUAAGGUUUUGAGAGUAUUACGAAACACAAUGUUUUCUUGUAUUUAUCGUGUUGGAUGAUUAAUGAUUGUUUAUUUAGGGAAGCUACUGUUGGUUAUAAUGUGGAAUGGUGCAGAUUCUAUGAUGUAUGACAAUUAUUAGUAUAAAAAUUCGUUUUUAAUAAAACGUUUUCUUUA
This is a messenger RNA of Manduca sexta (tobacco hornworm), 5445 nucleotides long. RefSeq names its product structural maintenance of chromosomes protein 3 (gene SMC3). The record is from RefSeq and is a predicted model, not a curated record. Gene Ontology annotation, molecular function: cohesin loader activity; double-stranded DNA binding; ATP binding. Gene Ontology annotation, biological process: mitotic sister chromatid cohesion. Gene Ontology annotation, cellular component: chromosome. NCBI's taxonomy places the organism in Eukaryota, Metazoa, Arthropoda, Insecta, Lepidoptera, Sphingidae.